GUAAAGAGUAGAGAUGCAGUGGAGUAGAGGUAGAAAGUGCAGUGCAUGAUGAAACUGCAUGUCCUGUCCUAUUUCCACACAGUUAACCUUCAGUUGCCAAAGUAACCACUGUGCUGAGGUGAUUUUGUAAUUGUUUUAACAGUUCAGGAUAAACAGACGUCAGUGUGGUGGGAUAGAGCGCCCUCUAGUUGUGGAUUGUACGAACAUGUGUCAAGAUAUUUCACCCUGGAUCUAUAACACACACUCUAGUCUGUCUGCAGCCCUGUCUGCAAACCUGCAAUCAUGAGUCGAAGUAUUUGAAAUUCUUUACUUGUGUAAAAGUAGCAAUGCAACAAUGUAAAGAUACUCCACUAAAAGUGUAAGUACUGUAUUCAAAAUUGUAUUUAAAUUUAGAAAAUAUUCCAAACAAGUUAAAUUGGUUGUAAUAUCCUCGCUGGCAGAUAGUAAAUAAGACUCAUAUCUUUUAAAAUGAAAAAUCAACCUGCAGAGUAGCUGUAACUGAAAGAUAAAUGUAGUGAAGUAAAAAGUGAAGUGGAAGUAUAAAGGAGCUUAAAAUGGAGGUACUCAAGUCAAGCACAGUUACCUCAGAACUGUACUUAAUACUUGACUAAAUGUACUUAGUCACAGUCCACCCCCAGAAUAAUAAUACUAUUUCAUACAGACUGUUGUUGUCUGUGGUAUCAAGUAUUGGCCUUAUCUUGCACUUUUGAUAGCCAGAGGUGGAAUGUAACUAAGUAGAUUUACUCUAUUUAAUUUGAAGUACUUCAUUUUUCAAAUUCCCCUGUAUUUUACCCCACCACAUUUAUUUGACAGCUAUAGUUACACUUUUUGUGCAAUAUUCUUCAUAUGAAACACAGGAUCAGUCUCUGAAGCACAAGGUUCGUCUUCAUUUCACAGUGGAACAGAAUCCUUAAAGAUUUUAUUAUAAAAAGUACCAGUGUUGUAGGAACACUUCAACCUGUUUCAUGACACAAACACGUAUGUGUAGUUGAUUUCUAAACCUGACUGACUACAGAUGUAUGAGUGUGCUGUAAAAUAAGGUUUUAAGUCUUUUAGUCAUUCUAAGAGUGAGGUUUUGCAGAUUCAACUGCCCAAUGCUCUAUGAUAAAGAAGUAAAUAUUUACUAUACCUCAAGCAACUACAAACAAUGUCAUUUAUAUGUAUGAAUCAGUGAUAAUAAUCCAAUAAUAUAGUAUUUAAGUAGUCAUUAUAUAUCACUGUGAAAGAGCUGUUUGACACAAUGAGUACUGUUACUUUUGUUACUCUAAGUACAUUUUGCUGACAUUUUACUUGUUUUACACUGUAUUUUUACGGUGUGUUUUACAGUACUUUUCCACUACUGUUGAUAUCUAAGCAGUUUACAUAAUGCAGGAGUGACAGAGGACUCAGUCCAAGUUGUUUUGGGUGUGUGUGUCUGCAGGUUGAAGCCCGAAUGUGACAGUGAUGGAGAUCUCUACUGCAGUGAAAAUCUUGGCUCCAGGAUCUGGCAUUCACAGAUGUGAGUGUUUCCUUCCCUUAAUCAGACCCACCGGUUGUGUGUCAGGUCACGUCUCGGUGCUGCUGUUCCCGUGACCGCCCCGGUGAAUGCGGUAAAAAAAAAAAAAAAAAGACAAAGAAACAGAAAACAAAAAACCAAAUCACGCCCUUUGUCGUAAUUCUCCCAAAUCUCUGCAAGACCCCCACAAUCAAAACAAAUCGACCACGCGUGCUUUUCCCGCAGCAAUGACGUCACGUAGCCCCUCCCCUUUCCCCUUCAAGUAAACAGAAAACAUUGAAGAAAACGCUCGUGUCAGUCGUCGUACGUGCGUUCGAUGCGGGAAAAUAUGCCGCGUGAGGCGACCGCGGACGUGUAUUCGGCGUUUCCCGAGUGUUUUUCAACAAACUUGUGAGAUCUUGGAGGUUGGGGGGGGGGCAGCUGACUUGCGCUGGAGCGAUGAAGGGAGAGGCGGAAGUGAAGUCACUUGACAGACCGUCCAUGUUAUUAUUGUUAUUUUGGUAGCCCUGCGAUGAGACGGACUGGGGAGCCGCUGGUCUCCGAGACGACGACCGUGAACGUUACCGCAGGCCGCCCCGGGACCGACACCACCCUCUUCAGCACCACUGGCACCGCCACCACCGCCGCCUCGCUGACCCGGAGAAAGGAGCCUCGCUGACGGCUGGAGGGGGGGGGGGGAGGACGAGGAGGAGGAGGAGGAGGAGGAGGGAGGGAGGGUGUGAGGACCCAGCUCCAGCUCGGCUCCUACACUCCGACCGACCAAAAAUAAAACGGCGACAAAAACAAUAACGGCGUUCGUCAAACAGCUCGGCUGGUGUCUGCGCGGUUUGUAGCAGGGACGUGCCGCCGCAGACAUGAACGGUAUCACCAAGGGCCGGUUCGAGGUGUUCUCAAACAGCGAUGAAGCCCCCAUUAACAAGAAGCUCCCCAAAGAGCUUCUUCUUAGAAUAUUCUCCUAUCUAGAUGUGGUUACACUCUGUAGAUGUGCCCAAGUAUCCAAGGCCUGGAAUGUCCUGGCCCUGGAUGGCAGCAACUGGCAGAAGAUCGACUUGUUCAACUUCCAGACCGACAUAGAGGGGCGGGUGGUGGAGAACAUUUCGAAGCGUUGUGGAGGUUUCCUGAGGCAGCUGAGCCUCAGGGGUUGCCUGAGCGUGGGAGAUGCCUCCAUGAAGACGUUUGCACAGAACUGCAGAAACAUCGAAGUGUUAAACCUGAACGGCUGCACCAAGAUCACAGACAGCACCUGCCUCAGCCUCAGCAAGUUUUGCUCCAAACUCAAGCACCUAGAUCUCACCUCCUGUGUGUCCAUCAGCAACCACUCCCUCAAGGCUCUCAGUGAUGGCUGCAGAAUGCUGGAGAUGUUGAACUUGUCGUGGUGUGACCAGAUCACACGGGACGGCAUUGAGGCUCUGGCUAGAGGCUGCAUCGGUUUACGAGCACUGUUCCUCAGAGGCUGCACACAGCUGGAAGAUGGAGCAUUGAAACACCUUCAGAAACACUGCCCAGAACUCACCACCAUCAAUAUGCAGUCUUGCACACAAAUAACAGAUGAAGGGCUGGUCAGUCUGUGCCGAGGAUGCCACAAGCUACAGAUCCUCUGCGUGUCUGGCUGCAGCAACAUCACGGAUGCCUCCCUCACUGCACUGGGACUCAACUGUCCCCGACUCAAGAUUCUUGAAGCUGCACGAUGCUCCCAUGUAACAGACGCUGGGUUCACUGUGCUGGCCAGGAAUUGUCAUGAGCUUGAAAAAAUGGACUUAGAAGAAUGUAUUUUGGUGACAGAUAACACCCUGGUUCAGCUGUCUAUCCACUGCCCUCGUCUGCAAGCACUGUCCCUGUCCCACUGCGAGCUGAUCACAGAUGAUGGCAUCAGAGCUCUGAGCAGCAGCACCUGUGGCCAAGAGCGCCUCACUGUGGUGGAGCUGGACAACUGCCCCCUCAUCACUGACGUUACCCUGGAGCACCUGAAGAGCUGCCAUCGUCUGGAGCGUAUCGAGCUCUACGACUGUCAGCAAGUCACCAGGGCUGGCAUCAAACGCAUCCGGGCCCACCUUCCAGAGAUCAAAGUCCACGCCUACUUUGCCCCAGUGACACCCCCUCCCUCUGUACAUGGAGGUGGCCAGCGUCUGUGCCGCUGCUGCAUCAUCCUCUGACAGUGGAGGGCCAGGGGGGGCCACCUCUGUCUACAGGUCCUGCUGCUCUAAUAUGGGCUGAAAUGGGGUUCGUUGGGGGGGGGGGACUGGGGUAGGUGUAGGGGAGAGGAGGGGCUGGACCCACUCACUGCUCCUGAUCACUGAUCAAUACAUAGACUGAUUGCCACUGGUCCCUGAUCAGUUGAACCUGCCCCUCCUCUCUCCUCUUGCUCACCAAUCAGCUUUGCAGCAGCCCCAGGUUUUGGUGUGACGGGAGUCCGGGGGAAGGAGCAUGAAUGGAUGGAUGGACUCUCUCUCUUUCUCUCUUUCUCUCUCUCUCUGUCUCUCACUGUAAGGACAAAAACAGGUUCUCCACUCCAUCCUGCUUCUCACACCCCUGACUCUCCACCUGCGGGUGUAGAGGACAGUAUCUGGACAGCUGGAGAUGGGAGGUCUGAACAGUGGAACUACAAUGCAUCAUGUUCAAACUAAAAAAAAAAAAAAAGAAAAAAAGAAAAAUGACGAUACUGUCAUCUUGGACAACAGUUCGCUCUCUGUGGAGUAUCAUCUCAACCAAUCACAUGACACCUCUAUGUGACCAUUCUGUGAUUCAUUCUGCUUUGACCAAUAAACACGCAGCAUGGAGGGAGAGGAGUGCUGGGUUGUAGGAAAUGCAGAUCCUCUGGCUAUAAACAGUGAUGCUUUGGCACAGCCAGCUCAACUCUCUAGUGGAAGAGUUGGGAAGAAACAGGAAGUACAGACUGGGACAUGUGACAUAUUUGUGCAUCUGAGAAACUUCUGAUGAGAUUUUGAUUCUGUUUGUACAGAGAAUGUUUUGCAAAUGAAAAAAAAAAGAAUUACACUUAUGGCAACUCACUCAAAAUUGGGUAGGCCAACAAAAUAUUGUUUCAUUUUCUUUUUUUCAGUGCUUAUUGUAAUUGUCCAUGCCUGUCUAUCCAGAGAGGGGGAUAUGUUUGUCAUUCUUUUUGAGGUGGAAAAGAAGAAACUGGACCUAUGAUUCAGACCCUCAGUGUCUAAAAGCAUUAUGUUGACUCUGUAUGCCGCUGGGAUGAGUGGCCUCUCCUGUGUACUGCGUGGUUAUGUUGGCUCAUAGACCCUGAUCCAAUCCUGUCAGUAGCCCUGGGCACUAGCUCCUACUUGACCUCUUAAGCAUUUGUUUACAUCCUGGAUAAGGUUAGCACCAGAGACAAACUUGUUUACAACAGUAGGUUUCCAGUCUCCCUACUACCCAGAGUCAGUUUAAUAACACUGAUACAACUAUGGUAUACCCACUGUUUUUAAGUGGACUGUGCAGUCUGUUAUUCAAAUGUAUUGCUGUGGGUGUUUGGAUUUCAAUCAGGGCUAAUACUGGUGCAACUUUGUUUGAAAAUGAAAUGGGAAUUUGCGUAAAUCUGAGAUGAUAGAAUGUGAGCAAAGGCACCUCAACCUUUUGACAAUCACAUGAAUUACGUAUUUGAAAGUUAUUUUAGUAUAGUUUUGUGUAAUUGGCAGUUUAUUGAUGAUGUAGGAUAUAAAGAAUAGUCUAUAUUCAAUAUACUUCACCUGCUUAAUGCCCCAAAUAGCACAUGAGCAAUUAUUUAGAUCCAGUAUUUGACAUAGGUUCAGUGAGAUCUGUGUAUUUAAUUGGGCUGUGACAAAUUCCCUCUCAUCCAACCUCAGAGCCAACAGUUUAUUUUACUCUAUACAGACACUCCCUCAGAUCUACAGGAUCUCAGCAUUAUCUGUUUUGCCAUGCAGAGUGGGCUAACACGUGUAUGGGGCAUGAAAUAACCACCACUGGAAGCCCUGAAAAUACAACAAAACAGGAGCAGCUCGCAAUAUUGCUCUAGAGACUGGCAAGUGCUGUGUAGUGCCAAGUGCUUCAAAGACUGGGGAGAUUGGCAGGACUAUGGAUAGGACUGAAACAAAGGAAAGCAGACAGGAAGAUGAAGAUAGGACUCAGAUACAUAGCUGACUUGACUGGCUGUGAUACUAAUGCCCUCUCUUUGACAGCUGUUUUAACAGUUUUAUGUUUAAGAAAAUAAAGAAGUAAAUGAAAAAAAAUAAACAAAUGAAUAAAUAAAAGUGACUAAUAGUAAAUGUG
Molecule: messenger RNA, 5731 nt
Organism: Lates calcarifer (barramundi perch)
Lineage: Eukaryota; Metazoa; Chordata; Actinopteri; Centropomidae
Gene: fbxl2
Product: F-box and leucine-rich repeat protein 2
Biological process (GO): SCF-dependent proteasomal ubiquitin-dependent protein catabolic process
Cellular component (GO): SCF ubiquitin ligase complex
Molecular function (GO): protein binding
Source: RefSeq, a predicted model, not a curated record